AUGACGCGCGCACUUGGGAGAGCGGGCACCGGCGCGGAUACCGCACGCAAUGGAUCCCCGCUUAGCGAGGGAUGGGGGGACAUGAACGCGGGCGAGGGUACGCGGUACCCGGUGGAGCCGCGGAGGGGCGUUGUGACGCGCGGGGGAAGGCAAGCGGGGCGCGGCGGAAAGCAAGCGGGGCGCGGGGGAAGGCGCGCGGGGCGUAUCCUCCUGCAUGAGAUGGAGGAAGGCGGGGCGGUGGUGGGGCGCGUGGCGGCCCUGGAAGACGAGCUCAAUGUCGCCGCGGGGGGAGCCGUGGGGGGGCCAGCGGUGGCGGGGGGAGCCGUGGCGGGGCCAGCGGUGGCGGGGGGAGCCGUGGCGGGGGAAGUGGUGGCGGGGGGGGAACAAGCGUCGCAGCAACCCGCGUUGCAGGCUGCUGCGCCAGCCGCACAAGGCACUAGUGAGAAUGGAAGCGUGGCAGGUGCUGGCGCGGCCGUGGAAUCAGUGGGAGGAGGGGAGAGAGGGGGUGAGCGAGGAGAGGCGGGAGACGGCUGGAAAGGGGAUGAAGGAAGAAUGGAGGGGGGUGGGACUGACAGAGGGAGUGCUGCUGCUGCUGCUGGGACCAUCAAGCUUGACUGGACCCGCCCCCUGACCAUGAAGCAGAGGGUAGAAUCAGACCAGCGCAAGGUGGACAGGGGGGUGUGCAGGGGUACAGUGCGGUACGACAACCAGUACAGCAAGGGGCACAUGGCAUGGAUACCGCUCCCGGGGCGAUACGUGCUCAUGGAUUGCCAUCGCAACCAGCUGAGCAAUCGGGUGCGGUGCAUCCGCAACUACCUCACGCUCUCAGGCUACCUCAACCGCACGCUCGUCGUGCCGCUGCAUGCCGCAGACGCCAGUACCGGCGGCAAGACCGGCAGCAGCAGCAGCACGGCGCCUGUUGCUGACUCGCACGGCAACAGGUUGAGCUACGACCGGCGUGUUUUCUUCGACGUAGCGCACGCGCAGCUGUGCUUCGGACCCACCACCGUCAUGACUCCACUGCAGGUGCUGCACUUGCAGGGGGACGACGGCACUCUCGGCACGGGUGCUGCCGGCGUCCCUGAUGCUGCGGAUUGGACCAGUGCUGCUGGUGGGGCCGACGCUGCUGGUUCCGCCACAGCAAGUGCUCUGGACGGGAACACAGGCAGCUCUGGCGUUACAGCGGCUGCUGCGCCUGCGCCUACGGCACCUACCAGAGAUGCCGAGGCAGCAGGUGCAGCUGGGGGGUUGUUGAGCAGCCAAGCCACAGGGGUCGAUGGCUCCACGCUGCAUGAUGCCCUGCGUGUGGACCAGGUAGUGUGUCUCACAGGCCCGUGCUACAACCAGCAGGGCAUGGGCGAACCAGACCACCUGCCAGACCUGGCCCAUAUCACCUUCUCCCCCACACUCACCUGGACUUAUGCCAAUCUCUCCGCCAGCCAUCCGAUUAACAGCACCGAUGCUGCUUACAUCGACUCGCUCCUCCUCCCCUCCUCUCCCUCCUCUCCCGCCCCCUCCCUCGCCUCAUCUUAUAUGGUGACCUUUGGCGAUUUGGGAUCAACGAUGAUGGAUGUGUCUAGGAGUCCCCAGGGAGAGUACAUGAACGGUCUAGAUGUUCCCUUCUUCAGCCUGCAGGGGUGCAACAAUCGCCUAGCCAUUCAGCCACAUCCCGCUGUGCUUGCUGCUGCAGACGCGUUUGUGAGGAGCGUUGUGCUGGGAGGAAGAGCGAGGGAGUGGGAGGGUGCUUCUGGGGAUAACAGCAGCGACAGCUCAGUCGUAAAUAGCAGCACCAGCAGCGGCAGUGGGAGUGGGAGUGGGAGUGAGAGUGGGCGGUACAUGGCAGUGCACUGGAGGCGCGGCGAUAUGAUGAGUCAGUACAAGAAGGCGGGGCAUGUGAGUGCGCAGCAGGCGGGGCUGUGUGUAGCGCACAAGAUGCAGCGCUCCUACAACACCACUGCCCUCUUUCUUGCCACAGACGCCAGUGCUGAUGAGUUGACUUUUGAGUCGACUCAAAAGUUCCUCGCCACAGGCGCUGAUACCAACGAGGUGAGAGUCAGGGCGUCCCACGAGGUGUGA
This is a messenger RNA of Closterium sp. Naga37s-1, 2076 nucleotides long. The record is from the annotation of a GenBank genome assembly. Lineage: Eukaryota; Viridiplantae; Streptophyta; Zygnematophyceae; Desmidiales; Closteriaceae.